UUGUCUCCUCGGUGUCUCAGUGGGACAAUAAAACAUCGCGUCUGGGCGAGGAGCAGGAGCGCUCCACGCACCGGGGGCGUUGGGUUAGAACCGCUGGAACACCCUCCGGGGCGCCCCGCCACCACUUCCUGACCCCGGACCCGUGGACCUUACGUGUGUGCCCAAACUACAGCGUCAUUGUUUAUACCCACGGUUUCACCAAUUGGAGUUUCAUGCAGCGUUCGCUGCGCCCUCGUGCCGCGUAAACGCGACGGAAACGGGUGUUUUCAUUUUUGGGUUUGCCGACUUGUUUUGAACGUAGGGUCCGGGGACCCUCGGGAGGGCCUGGCGCGCGCCAGGCUGGGACGGUCCGUUCAACAUCAGGAACAUCUGCCCGGUCAGUGCGUCACUCGCAGCAUCCUGUCCCCGAGACGGAACGCUGCUCUCAGCCAUGUUCUCAGCAUCAUCAGGGACCAAACUUGAUGACUCGUGAAGGGUCACUGAAUGUCUGUGGCUCCCAAAGCAUGUUCAACUGCCCUGUUCGAACCACUGACAAGUCACCCAGCCACGAUGGGGUUGAGAGUCUGCCUCAUCACAUGUAUUUGACUGAGUGAUUGAAUAUUGUGCAACUUUAUCAAAAUAAGCCAACACACCAAGACUUGCAAAGGGCCACAGUUAUUGACAUGGCUGAUUAAACCAUUGAUUGUUUUUCUGGACUGAUCAGACAUUUGUUCACUGGGAUUUUCCACAGCCCAAUGUUCAAACCACUUGUCCGACUGACUCGAGUCUAAAACCCAAACAUAUUCAGUCAACUGUCAUAUAUAAGAAGGAGAAGAGCAGCAAAUCCUCACGUCAGCGACUGGAGCCUGUGAAGGGUUUGACAUUUUUUGCCCCAAAAGUACUGAUUAGUUAUCAAUAAUUCAACAAAUUGUUUCAUUUCGACUGUCGGAACAAUAACAAUCUGGGUGUGAUCCCCAUAACGGGAGCUCAUGACCCAUGUGUGUCCAAUCAUGCUUUGUUGUGUAAAAUGGACUCAGUGUAUGUUGGCCAUCAUGUGAUUCCUGUGUUGGGACAAGUAAUUCACACAGAGGGGCUGGUGCUGUUGUCUCUUUGUGGAGUCACAGCAGAGGAGGGGGGACGCCGCUCCAGUGAGAUGUAAAAGCAGACAAGCAGGUGGGAAUCAGCUGACUGCAAAUACCAACCUGAGCUUCCACCCGGCAGCACAGAAGAUCUGCACACUCACCACAGUUUCAAGAUCUGUUUCAGAGAGCAAACUAACGCUCACCUCACCAGCCAUGUCGAACGAACGCACCCCUCUGGUCCCCUCGGGGGUGUGCGGUCUGUCCGUUGACACGGCGGCGUGUGCCGCGUCGCUGGAUGACACCCCGGAAUCCGGCUCCGGGACUCCAAGUAAAGACCCACGUCAACUGGACACCUUUUUCGGGGUGAUGGUGCCGACCGUCCUCUCCAUGUUCAGCAUUGUGCUGUUUCUGAGAACAGGGUUUGUGGUCGGUCAUGCAGGGCUGUUACAGGGUCUUUUAAUGGUGUUCGUGGCCUACACCAUUGUAUCUCUUACAAUACUCUCCAUCUGUGCCAUUUCCACCAACGGCGCCAUACAAGGUGGAGGGGCCUACUACAUGAUCAGUCGGUCUCUGGGUCCAGAGUUUGGAGGAAGCAUUGGUUUGAUGUUCUUUCUGGCCAAAGUGUUUGCGUGUGGCGAGUAUGUUCUUGGUCUUGUGGAGGCCAUUCUUGAUGUAUUUGGUUCCGAACCUGAGUCGCCCGUGUCCAAGGGGAUUCGGGUUCUCCCUCAGGGCUACUGGUACACAGUGCUCUACUCCACCGUGGUCCUUCUUCUGUGUCUGCUCGUGUGUCUGGUGGGCGCCCACAUCUACUGCCGCACCGCCUUCGUGAUCCUGCUGGUGGUGACCGUGUCCUUGCUGUCCAUCUUCAUCAGCGCCGUGGCGGUCAAACCUCAGGACUUCGUCAUCACCCACACGGGACCUGGCAACCAGACCCUUCGCUACAACGCCAGCUACACAGGCUUCAGUGCUACGACGCUGAGGAACAAUCUUGGCUCUGGUUACUCUUUGGACUACAGCACCAACUCUGUCAUGUCUUUUUCCACCGUGUUUGCCAUCAUGUUCACCAGCUGCACUGGGAUCAUGGCCGGAGCCAAUAUGUCAGGGGAGCUGAAGACGCCGAGUGUUUCCAUCCCUAAAGGCACCAUCGUGGCGGUUUUUUACUCUUUCACAGUCUACGUCCUCCUCUUCAUCUUGGUCGGCGCCACCUGUGACAGGACCCUGCUGAUUCAGGAUUAUGGAUUCUUGCAGCGCAUAAACCUCUGGUCGCCGUUUGUCACUAUUGGGAUAUACUGCGCUUCUCUGUCCGCUGCGAUGUGCUCUAUGAUAGGGGCGUCCCGUAUCCUCCACGCUCUUGCUCUGGAUCACCUCUUUGGUCUUCCUUUAGUCCCUGCUGCUGUCACCUCCAGCUCGGGGAACCCGUGGGUGGCAGUGCUGUACACCUGGGGCCUGGCUCAGUGUGUGGUGUUUGCAGGCCAGCUCAACGCUGUAGCAAGUCUGGUGACUGUGUUCUACCUGCUCGCCUACGCCGCAGUUGACCUGGCCUGUUUGGCUCUCGAGUGGGCAUCCGCACCAAAUUUCAGACCGACCUUCCAGCUCUUCUCCUGGCACACCUGCCUGCUGGGGAUCGUGAGCUGUCUGGUCAUGAUGUUCGUCAUCAACCCUGUGUACUCCUCAGGCAGCAUCGUCCUCCUGUUACUGCUGCUCCUUUUCCUCCACUACCGAUCGCCAACCAGCAGCUGGGGCUACAUCAGCCAGGCUCUCAUUUUCCAUCAGGUGCGCAAGUAUCUGUUGAUGCUGGAUGUUAGGAAGGACCACGUGAAGUUCUGGAGGCCGCAGGUGCUGUUGAUGGUGGCCAACCCGCGCUCUUCCUGUCAGCUCAUCCUGUUUGUUAACCAGCUGAAGAAGGGAGGGCUGUAUGUGCUGGGCCACGUGCAGCUGGGGGAUCUGGACUCUCUGCCGUCAGACCCGGUCCAGCAGCAGUAUAACUUCUGGUUGAGCCUCGUUGAUAAACUCGGGGUGAAGGCCUUUGUAGAUCUGACAUUGUCUCCCUCUGUCAGACAGGGAACGCAGCAUCUGCUGCGCAUCACAGGCUUAGGUGGCAUGAAGCCCAACAUGCUGAUUUUGGGUUUCUAUGACAGCUGCACUCCCGAGGACUUCUUCCUGCAGGACAGCGCAUUCUAUGACUCAUCACUAGGACGAAGCAGUGAGGGCGAAUAUAAUUUCGGGGUUGACUUGCCCUCACUACAGGCCCAUUUCCCCCCAGUCCGACACAUCGAGAGCCCACGCUGGCUGUCGCCAGAGGAGUAUGUUGGCAUCAUUUCUGAUGCCAUAAAAAUGAACAAGAACGUGUGCCUUGGUCGCUAUUUCUUCCAGUUGGAAGGAGAGGGCAAAGACAGCAAGGUGGAUGGAUCAGAGCGGACUAUCGACGUGUGGCCGCUCAACCUGCUCCAGCCCGGCAGCCGUGAUUACGAGGACGUGUGCAGCCUCUUCCUGCUGCAGAUGGCCUGUGUGCUCAACAUGUCCAGCAAAUGGCGCCACGCGAGAAUGAGAAUCUUCCUGAAUGUGGAGACCGAGUCCAGCGUCCAGGGCUGGGUGGUAAACGAGGAGACGGUUCGAGAGUUGCUGAGGAAGCUGCGGAUAAGGGCGUCCAUAACGCUUGUGCCGUGGGACUCGGUGGUGCAGCACCACGUUCAGCCCAACGUGGAGAAUCCUGCAGAGCAGACGCAAGCCCUCUCCGACGGCUUCCUGACGGCAGUGAACUGUAUGAUAAUGGAGCACAGCUCGCAGGCUGCAGUUCGCUUCCUGUAUUUACCUCGACCUCCUGCUCAUCACAGCCAGUCACAGCAGUACGUGGCUCAGCUGGAGGCAGUGACCAGCGGUCUGGGGCCGACGCUCCUGAUCCACGGUGUCACCCCAGUUACAUACACCGACCUCUGAGCAUGUGCAGUCAGAUGUUGUCCUCAUGUGAAAUUGUACAGCAAAGUCUUAUUAAGGCAAAUCUGUAAACUCUAGGAAAAUGUCCUAUUUUCAUAUACUUGAACUGGCUCGGUGGUUGAGCCAAGAAUUUGGGAGAAUACCAACUACUUGGGUUCUGUUUUUUUUUUUUAGGAUUAGCCUCGGUUCUGUCUUUUCACCUAAGGCAGAUCACAAUGUAUCAAAGGCUCUUCAGAACAAAAACACAGUUUGUUUUGAGCUUUACGGGUUACCUAGAACACUGAAAAUAGAAAUGUUUAUAUCUAUCAUUUCAGGGAUGAAAUUCUGCAUUUGUGGUGUUUUGUGAUUUACCACCAUACAAAUCUUUGUAUGGUGAUAUGGUGAUUCAUAAUAAUUUUCUUUUAUUUCCUCUGUAUUAUUGCUGCUUGCCCCCCCCCUUCAUUCAAACAUUCCUGUUCAUGUUAUCUUUUAACAUCAAAUAAUCAAAAGACUUUGUGGUUCUGCGCUUAAUUAAGUCCUGAUGUUUGUUGUCCCUGCACUUUUGCAAACAUCUUUCUCUGUUAAACACGUACCUCACUUCUUCACAAAUGUAAUCUUGUACAUUUGACCUGGUGCUGGUGUAAGAGCUAACUUUACGAUACAGACUGUCAAACAUACACUGAAGGGUUACAUUUACGGUAACGUCGAAGGUACUGAAAACAUUCGAGCGUCCGAAUCCAGCUUCAGUCCCGACCAAGGACGACUCGGACCAAGUCAAGAUUGAAAGUUCUCACAUUCUUACUCAGCUAUUUACCAUAUUUAGAAAAAUGUUAACUUCACUGCACUUUUGCACACUUACACACUGCAUGGACCUUGUACAAAUUCUCAAAUAGGCAGCUGCUUGAGAGAGUCUUGCAUGACUUGGCUUUGCCUUUCUCACAUAUUCCAUCUUGAGUUGUGAACCUCAAGACCUCAACUGUCUGCGAGAAAGAGGAGCAACUCUUUCACUAAUGGAUUCCGUGACUAACGUUCCUGUGGAGUAAAUAUAUGCCAAAUGCACUGUUAUGGUUUCUUUGUCAGUUUAAAAUUGUCACCUACUAUAUGUAUUUAAACAUUGCCAAUCUGCAACACAAA
This is a messenger RNA of Scophthalmus maximus (turbot), 5108 nucleotides long. RefSeq names its product solute carrier family 12 member 9 (gene slc12a9). NCBI's taxonomy places the organism in Eukaryota, Metazoa, Chordata, Actinopteri, Pleuronectiformes, Scophthalmidae. The transcript is spliced from 15 exons. Gene Ontology annotation, biological process: chloride ion homeostasis; cell volume homeostasis; potassium ion homeostasis. The record is from RefSeq and is a predicted model, not a curated record. Gene Ontology annotation, cellular component: membrane. Bases 1275 to 3998 code for a protein of 907 amino acids. Gene Ontology annotation, molecular function: potassium:chloride symporter activity.